CAGGGCCAGCGUUCUACGGCGUAAACAUAGUACUGAUGCUUGCCCCAGGCGUUCCACUUCAAGCAGAACGUUACACGUCAUGCGAAAAUAUUUAAUUUUUCGGUCUUGCUGACGUUCUAUUUGCUCUAGACACACUAAUCCUUAUGCUCGACUUGAAUGUUGAAUUUAUUGGACGAAGAUUUUAAUUUCUUCACCGAAUAUUAGUCUGUUGUCGCACUUUUUUCCACGAUGGCUAGCCCUAGAACCCGACGUGUUCUUCAGGGACUCAAAACUGGUGAUGAAAACAACAAAUGCUUUGAGUGUGGUGCUUUCAAUCCUCAAUGGGUAUCCGUUACGUAUGGAAUAUGGAUCUGCUUGGAAUGUUCAGGCAAACAUCGAAGUCUUGGAGUUCAUCUCUCUUUUGUUCGUUCCAUCAGUAUGGACAAGUGGAAAGAUAUCGAGUUAGAAAAGAUGAAAGCUGGUGGUAACAGAAAUGCGAGGGAGUUUUUGGAGGCACAAGAUGACUGGGAUGACUCCAUGCCAAUUCAACGACGCUACAACUCAAAAGCUGCAGCUCUAUACAGAGACAAGAUUAGUGCAGUAGCCCAAGGAAAGGACUGGAGCCCAACAAAGUCACCAGCACAGAACUAUACUAGUCCAUCCAUGAGUAGGAGCUCAAGUAGUCUGACUGACAAUGGAAGCUAUCAUUCCAGCAGUAACUAUAGUGGUUCUUCUAGUUCUUAUCAAUCCAGUGGGUAUCAAUCAGGUGGUGGUGGCAGUGAAGGCUACCAUAGUGCUGAUCAAUUUAAAAAUGACAAAGAAGCAUUCUUUGUCCGUAGGCAGAUGGAAAAUGCUGGAAGACCUGACCAUAUACCUCCUAAUCAAGGUGGGAAGUAUUCUGGAUUUGGUUACACAAUGGAUGCACCACCGCGCAGCACAUCUCAGGAAUUCUUUGAUACAGCUGUAUCUUCACUCUCUAGUGGUUGGUCUCUCUUUUCUUCUAAUGCAUCCAAGAUAGCAAGCAAAGCUACAGAAAAUGCUUUUAAAAUUGGAAGUAUUGCCUCCCAGAAGGUUACUGAAAUUGGUUCAUCUGUUGGAGAGAAAGUGAAAGAUGGAAACGUCAUCGACAGCAUGUCUUCUCAGGUUUUAAAUUUGGCUUCAAAGAUGGGAGACUUAGGAAGAAAGGGAUGGCAAGAUAUAGCAGGAACCAACUCUGAAUUGCCUCCACCAGGCCAAACUCCAGAUGGAACAGAGAAGUCCUCUUUACUUAUUGAUGGAACACACAGACCUCUAGGCCAGAGAGACAGCAGUGCUCCACUUCUAAAUGAAGGUGGUAGUUCUCGACGCAAAUCCGCUGGAGGUUCUCGGGACAAAAGAGACCAAGUAGAUGAUGAGUGGGGUUGGGGUGAAAAUACGAGCAAGAGUUCUGUUUCUCCUUCAUCUCCAGUUUCUGAGUGGGACAAUUGGGGGUCUGGCAACAACGAAACAGUGAAGGAGCGUGAAAGUAGUGGCCGUCAUCAUAAAAGAAGUAGUAAGAAAAAGUCAUCAUCUUCAUCAGGAGCAUCAUCAUCUAAAGGCGCUAAACAGAGUUUACUAAUUGAUUUUGCAGAAGAGAAGAACAGCGCCAGUGGUGACUGGGGUAAAGAAGGCACUGAAGAGGACCCUUGGGAUAUUCUCAAUAAGUAAAAUGGCUAAAUUGGGUCUAUGCUUUUGGGUUGCUUCCAAAUACCUCAAAUGCCUGUGUAUCAUGUGUGUUGUCAUUCCUUUAUGUGCUUUCCAGAAACCUACCCUUUGCGUGUUUUAUCAAGCUCUCUAAAAAUUGAAAGCUUAGCUCUAUUGACUGUUCACUGUUUGCUUUUUUCUAUUUCUUCAUUUCUAUGACAGCUUUCUUUUGUUUUAGAAGUUUACUAAUUUGACUUUUUGAAAUAUUUCACAGAUAAGCACAGUAAUACUGUUGCAUCAACCAUGUCUCCUAUAUCCAUGCCAAUGUUUUAAAGCAAUUAUCUUUUAGUAGCUGUGCUACUUUACAGUUAGAUCUCAAGAUAUUAAAUUCCUAAUCAUAUCUGAAAAUGUGUGUAGUGAUGUAAGUAAAGAACUGCAUUUCUGUCUCA
Frankliniella occidentalis (western flower thrips) is the source of this 2090-nucleotide messenger RNA. It is a transcript of the gene ArfGAP1, whose product is annotated as ADP-ribosylation factor GTPase-activating protein 1. The transcript has 12 exons. Gene Ontology annotation, cellular component: Golgi membrane. Bases 229 to 1665 code for a protein of 478 amino acids. Gene Ontology annotation, biological process: regulation of endocytosis; regulation of ARF protein signal transduction. Gene Ontology annotation, molecular function: GTPase activator activity. Lineage: Eukaryota; Metazoa; Arthropoda; Insecta; Thysanoptera; Thripidae. The record is from RefSeq and is a predicted model, not a curated record.